UCCUCAUAUCAACCUAGCGACUUGCCAUCUAGGUCCAACUCGUUACCUGAUUAUUGGCUGGGCUCAAAUGCGAGGCUGGUGAGAAUUAUCCCCUCCGCAACUCCAUGGCGUCGGUUUCGCCACCUAAACCGUGGGAGAGAGCAGGCACUGCUGGCGGUGAUGACUCCAACAGCCGCCGCUGCGACAGCGCCGACCGCUACCUCCUCCAUACCCACAUCCACCUCAACACCAUCCUCUACUACUCCCUCCUUACCUUCUCGCCCUGACACAUUGAACUCUGUUGUAAACCGGACAGCGUCGAACUACUCCCCCUAUGGCACAUCACGGUUCGGUACCACGCCGUAUGGAACCGGCUAUGGCGGCUACGGCGCAUAUUCAUCGCCAUACUCUCGCUUCGGUACGAUGGGCUCCAUGUAUGGAGGCUAUGGUGGCAUGGGGGCAUGUACGGCGGCAUGGGGGCAUGGGAGGCAUAUGAUUGAGAGUAUUGUGGGUGCAUUUGGUGGGUUUGCUCAGAUGCUCGAGAGCACAUAUAUGGCGACUCAUAGCUCUUUUUUUGGUAUGUCCCUGUCAUCAGUGACUACUUCUUUGGAUAUUGCUAACUUCGUCAAAGCCAUGGUCUCCGUUGCAGAGCAGUUUGGCAAUCUGCGAAAUACUCUCGGAUCCGCCUUGGGUAUUUUCACAAUAAUUAGAUGGUUCAGGACGUUGAUCGCGAAGAUUACGGGGCGUCCUCCGCCGGCUGAUGCUGCCUCUCUUACCCCCUCUGCGUUUGCGGCCUUUAUGCACGGGCGCUCGGCGCCUGCUACGCUUCCAGACGGCUCUCCUGCUCCCCCCAAGCCUUCGAAGAAGCCCUUUUUCAUGUUCCUGAUCGCCGUCUUCGGUCUCCCCUACUUGAUGGGCAAGCUCAUCAAAGCCCUCGCGCGCUCACAGGAGGAGCAGCGUAAGCAGAUGAUGCUGGGACCAAACGGCGAACCCAUGCAAGCGCCAUUGGAUCCAUCGAAACUUGAUUUCUGCCGAGUCUUGUAUGAUUACACUCCCGAGUCUCAGGAAAGCGCCGGCAUCGAUCUGGCCGUUAAGAAGGGUGAUAUUGUCGCUGUUCUCAGCAAGACAGACCCCAUGGGCAACGCAUCUGAGUGGUGGCGCUGCCGCGCUCGGGACGGCCGUGUUGGCUACCUCCCAGGGCCCUACCUCGAAACCAUCCAACGAAAACCUGCGCAGCAGGCCAUCACCUCCGGCAGCGAAGCGGGCAGCCGCAGCAAUACUAUGACAUCAGUCAUUGAGAAGGCUCAGGUCGGUGAUGAGAAGAAGCCAGUCUUGAAGGGGAAAAUGGGUGACAUCUCGCCGGAGAGCUUUCAAAAGAGUGCAUUCUACUCAUAGGCUGUGCCAUGACAUUUCGUCGUCACCAUAUCACCUUUUAUUAUUAUCACGAUAAACCACGAACAAAAGAUAUGGCGGCAUAUUCUGUUCUGGCUUACUUAUCCCACUCUUUCUCUCUCAGUCCUUGUCGAUGCAUCGGUGUUUGACGGAUUAUGGGCUCUGGGAGUAUUGAACGACGACGCCAGGAUACUGUUGUUUUUGGGUACAUCUGGACAUGGAUGGUUUCUUUUUCUGCGUUUUAUCUGUUCUUCUUACGUUUGAGCGAGGGUUCCUAUCUAUAUCAUCUACUUCUUAUGCCGUGUAUACUUUACCCAAUGACAACUUAAUACAACCGACAUGCAGUUC
Messenger RNA from Aspergillus novofumigatus IBT 16806, 1719 nucleotides. RefSeq names its product peroxin PEX13 (gene pex13). Lineage: Eukaryota; Fungi; Ascomycota; Eurotiomycetes; Eurotiales; Aspergillaceae. The transcript is spliced from 3 exons. The record is from RefSeq and is a predicted model, not a curated record. Bases 160 to 1374 code for a protein of 404 amino acids. Gene Ontology annotation, molecular function: protein binding. Gene Ontology annotation, cellular component: peroxisomal membrane; peroxisomal importomer complex; peroxisome. Gene Ontology annotation, biological process: protein import into peroxisome matrix, docking.